UAUAAUGCUGAGCACCUGGCAAGGGGAACCGAAAGACAGGCCAACCUUCUCUGAUCUUGUGGAGCUCCUUGGAGAUCUGUUACAAGCCAAUGUCCAACAGGAUGGGAAAGACUACAUUCCUCUCAGUAUGUUGCAGUGUACAGAAGACGACUUGUGUUUUUCCCAGCCGCAUUCAUCCAUGUCUCAUGGAGAUGAUAAAGGGUCUAAAUCAAGAUUACGAUGUGACAGUAUAGGACCCAGAUACUAUAACUGUGUCUCUUUUUCUGGACAUAUAACUGGAGAGAGUCAGAUUAAGUGCCCUUCAAGAGUGAAAACAUUUGAAGAUGUCCCAUUGGAAGAGACAAUGAAGACCAUGCAAAAUGACAACCAGACAGACAGUGGGAUGGUCCUGGCAUCUGAAGAGCUUGAGAAGAUAGAGACCAAGCAUAAAAAACAAAUGGUGUUCAGAAAACCUUCAAGUAAACACACAGACGUGGUCUCGGAGUUUUGCAGACAGCCAGAUAGGUGUAGAUGCAGAUCAGCCCUGCAUUCUGAGGCCUCAGGGCAGACCAUUCACAGCAAUGACUAUGGACACCUCUUGCACGGUGCUCAGGAGCAUGAGGGAUGGAGUACACAGCCCAUGGAUCCCAUUAGUCCAGAAAGCACCUCCAGCUUCUAGUACCCAACUCCCAUGUGAAGAAUUUCCACAGGACUUAUAGUUCACUGUACCAGUCCAAUGCAUAAUUUUAGACUUUGCUCAAAGAAUAUCUUGCUCACUGUAAACAGGUCUUCAACUGCAAGUGACAUGAAGUGACUAACUAUCAAGCAAACCAAGGAGGUGGAAUUUCAGCUAUCUUCCCAGUUGCAAAAAUUCAGUUGUUGUACAAACUGUCCAAUUUUCAAUUGCUGUUAUUUACCUGCAAAUGGAGGCUUGGCUGUUUCUACAACUAGCUGGCUGGGAAUAAGUUUGAAACCUACCCCAACUGUGUUGGAGGACUUUAGCUUUCCCAAAAAGAAACUAUAUAUAACCAGAUUUAUAAUUACGACAUUAUUCAAAGAAUCCUUUUGAAAGUCUGUUGUUUCCUUUUUUACAUUUUUUUCUCUAGUUUUAUUGUCAAUUCACUAGAAAUCUGUGUAUUUUGACACUACGAUAUAAAAAAUAAUAGAAUUUAACAAUGAACAUUUAAAAGUUGCUUGUAUACAGGUUCCUUAUACACUGGGGUCAGGGCAGGAAUACCCAAAUCAUCAGUGUCCACCAUUUAUUGUGAAAUUGUUAAUGUUUGUAUAAAGAACGUCUGUGUGAUUUUGUAUUAAGCAGUGAGCAACCGAAAUCUUCCCUCCUUGAGAAUAUUCAAGUAAUUUCCUUUCUGAAAUGUUAAGGUUUAGAUAUUCAGAUGUUCAAUGUUUGUGUCCAAGACAGUCUCACUCUUUCCCUACAAGAAUCCCUUUCAGCUGAGUGCCACAUUCCCCAAAUCUGUACCUGUGCUAUCAAUUUACUGGACUGUCUGACACUGUCUGCUAAACUACAGAACAGACGUCAAUACACAGAAAAGAAUAUGCAUAUCUGCAGUGCUUUUCACAACCUCAGAGCAUUCAUUGGCUAGCAAAGUACUUGGGGAGUAUUUUUGAAAUGUAGUAAUUAUAAUAGCUUAGGCAGUGCAGCAGCCAAUUUAUAAGCAGCAGAGGGGUUGAUGACCAGAUGAUUUUUCUUUUUAAUAUCGGUUGAUGGAUGACUAUUAGCCAGCACAUUGUGGUUGGGGGAUCUCCCCUACUCUUCUUCAAAACCCACAUUGUGCUCCUGUCUAACAAUGAUCCAAGCUGUGCACCUAUCCAACCACAACUACCGACUGCUGUCCUGUCUAGCCACAACUCUAGACUGAUCUCCAAUCUAGCUGAGACUCCAGACUGCCUCUCCAAUCUAGCUGCAACUCCAAGCUACUGACCUCUCUAGCUAUGAUCCCAGGCUGUUCUUCAGUCAGUUACUUCAUAUUUCUCUCUGAUCUCACCACAAUCCAGACUGCUAUCCAAUCUAGUUGUGACCCUAGAUUGCUGCCCAGUCUAGCUGCAACUCUAUACUGCUGUUCGGUCUAACUGUGACCCCACACUGCUGUCCAAUCAAGCUGUGGUCCCAGACUGCUCAUCAGUCUAGCUGUGGCCCCAGACUGCUCAUCAGUCUAGCUGUGGCCCCAGACUGCUCAUCAGUCUAACUGUGACCCCACACUGCUGUCCAAUAUAGCUGUGACCCCAGGCUGCUCUUCAGUCUAGAUGUGACUCCAGAUUUCUCGCCAAUCUGGCUGUGACCCCAAACUGUCCUCCUAGGUAGCCAUGACUUCAUGCUGUAUUUCCAUCCAUCCAUGACGCCAAGCUGUGUUCCCAAUGAGCUGGGACCCAGACUGAAUUCCUGUCUAGCCUCAAACCUGGACUAUAUCGAUCUCCUACCUUGCUAAUGUCUCCACCAACAACAAAAUCGUGGAAAAUUACCUAUUAAUUUAUAAACCCGAAAUAUCAGAUUUCUGAUGCAAAGGGAAUAUUAGGGAGUUCAAUUUUCUUGGUGUCAUCAUGCUUUUUUGUGAUUUGUUUUAUUCAUCAUAGCAUCUUGUUUCAUUCCUGUAAUGUACCCAACUCAGGUAAAACAUUCCCAUCCCUUGUAUUCAUAAUCUUUACUCUUACACCCAUAAAAAUAUUACACAAACAACAUAAUAAGCAAAUUAAUCAAUGUGAAUAUUACUGGGAGGAGAGAGGAGGGAUGAGAAGGGAGAAGAGGAGAGUGAUCGUUCUGUGCAUUUCAUGUCAACUGGUUUUUAACUUUCUGUUGAAAAGCGAGGAAUUCUAUUGAUUUAAGUGACUGAGAUUGUGGUUUAUAAAUGCUUCCGUCUUCUUGUUGAAACUGAUACUUUGAUUGCUAACUCUGGGCAGUUUGCCUGCUCUUUAGAGAAAUGUGAUACUCUGAAAUAUCAUUAAUUAUUAUAUAUAAUGACUUGUAUUUACAUCAAGCUUUUAACGUAGCAAAAUGUAGCAAGGUUCUGGAUAGGAGCUCACCAAACGGAAGCUGAACUCUAAGCUCCAUAAGGAAUAAAUAGGAAGGUGAUUGAAUGCUUGCUGAAAGAGCUAUGUUUUUAAGGAAUAUCUCCAAGGAGGGAGCUGGUGAGAAUUUCAAGGUUAAAGUCUGAAGGACUGUAGGAGGUUACAGAGCUAGGGAGGGCAAAGCCAUGUAGGGAUUUGAACACAAUGGCGAAGAGUUUAAAGUUGAGACGUCGCUGGAUAGAGUGUAAUGUGAUAUCUCUGUUACAGAGAGGACUAUGGAUCUGCUUUUCAUUGUCUUAACACUGUCACCUGGGCUAACAGCGCAUAUUUUAAUAGGUAUCACCAUCCUUACACCUCCAAGUACCUAUCCACCUUGUGAGUUGUGACAGUGAACAUUGACAGGCUGUUUGAUUCCAGAGGGAUCAAUGCUGCUGAAGCUCAUUUUGACCCUCAUGCAUUAAUGCACAUUCAGUGACACCUAGUUUGGGUUCCUCCAGGGUGACUCAGCUCCUGAACUUUGUUCAAAAGUGGCCAAAAGAGCUGAUUUCCAGAGGUGAGGUGAGAG
Molecule: messenger RNA, 3568 nt
Organism: Rhincodon typus (whale shark)
Lineage: Eukaryota; Metazoa; Chordata; Chondrichthyes; Orectolobiformes; Rhincodontidae
Product: vascular endothelial growth factor receptor 3-like
Exons: 5
Coding region: 5-658 (217 amino acids)
Source: RefSeq, a predicted model, not a curated record